UCGCCUGGCUGCCGCUAACAUGAUAACUUAUUGCCAUGUAGCGUUGUAUUAGCUAGUGUUUCACGUCUAAAUAAGCUCUUACAUCUUGUUUUCUCAUUUUGUCGUGUCAGAGGUCUUUAAUAAUGUUGAGUUCUACAUGGAAUUUCAUCAAACGCCAUAAGAGAAAAUUCAUCUUUACGGGUGUUUUUGUUGGAGGUGUAUAUCUGCUUGGUAAAUAUGCACAGAGGAAAAUUCAGGAGAUACAAGAGCGAGAGGCAGCAGACUACAUUGCUCAAGCUCGGAGACAGUUUCAUUUUGAAAGUAACCAGAGGACAUGUAACAUGACUGUGUUAUCAAUGCUUCCUACUCUAAGGGAGGCAAUCAUACAUCAUUUGAACUCGGAGAGCCUCACCUCUUUGCUGAAGACCAAGCCAGCAAAUAAGCUUGAAAUCUGGGAGGAUCUGAAGAUAAUUAGUUUUACUCGCAGCAUUGUGGCGGUUUAUAGUACUUGCAUGUUAGUGGUGUUGCUCCGAGUUCAGCUCAACAUAAUUGGUGGCUAUCUGUACCUGGAUAACUCUGUAAUGAAAAAUGGAACGACAGCCUUAGCCCCUCCUGAUGUUCAGCAGCAAUAUCUGUCAAGUAUUCAGCACCUACUUGGAGAAGGGCUAAUUGAACUGAUAACUGUGGUGAAGAAAGCUGUCCAGGAAGUUCUUGGAAUGGUGUCUCUGAAGCAGAGUUUGUCUCUGCAAGAGUUGGAACAACAGUUAGCUCAGAUCAGACAGUUGGUGGAGGAGGGGUGUGCUUCCUCCAAACACAAAACUCUUUCCUGGUACAUGAUUCCUGAUGAAGAGAACACAUUAGCAUCACAGGCCUGUGGUCUCACAGAGAAUGAUAUCACCACAAUAAAGCUGCUCAAUGAAACCAGAGACAUGCUUGAAAGUCCAGAUUUCAAUACUGUUCUUCGUACAUGUUUGAAUCGAGGCUUCAUCCGAUUCAUUGACAACAUGGCAGAGUUCUUCCGGCCCCAACGUGGAGACUCCACCCCCUGUAGCUCACCUGAUAGAUUGUCGCAUGUAAGCCUCCCAGUAGCCAAAAUCAUUCCCAUCAUCAACGGACAGAUACAUUCCAUAUGCAGUGAGAUACCAAGUCACUUUGUCCAGGAUCUUUUGAUGAUAGACCAGGUGAAGGAGUUUGCCGCCAAUGUAUAUGAAACAUUUAGCACCCCCCAAGAACUUAAGAAGUGAGCAUGGAAGUGAGCAAGACAUGGACUUGUGUAAAAAAAAAAAAAUGGAACUCGUUACAAGUUCACUUCAAACAGAGACUCUCGUGUGGUGCAGCACAGAAUUCCUCUCUUCACAUACCCUGUUCUAAAAUUGACCUGGGGAAAGGAACUGACGGCUGAUCUGAGAAGCAAGUGUGUAAUAUGGAGUUCACAUCCACUGUUUAGUAAGCAUUUAGUAAGGGGUAGACUCAUGAUCUGCUAGCUGUCCUAUCUGUCUGUCGUGAGUGACCCUCCCCUAACCAAACUGGAUAAUAAUAGCAAAUAACUGUCAAUAAUGUCCCAGGCAUGCCAAUGUUUUUAAAGGCUAUAACGAAGUAUAAUUUUAUGUUUUUAAUAAAUGUAGCUUAAUCUCAUAGAACUCUCACAAAUGUUGAGCGCUAAAAGUUCCUAUUUGAAUGAUUAUCCCUGCAUUCACACCUGCAAUAUGGACUUCAAAAGGAAAAAAAUCUGUAGAAUAAGUGUUUAUUAUGAACAUUGUAGGUAUUAUAUAUUUGAAUCUGAUGAUGCAGCCCUUCAACACCAUCUAAAGGACCAAAACACAGUUAUGUCCACCUCUCCAACAACAUCAAUGCAUGAUGUUUUGCACUGCUGCUGUUUAUCUUUACAUCUCAUUAACAGCACUAUGGAUGGGGUGGAUGGAUGAUGUAUUUUGCAGACUAUUUGGAUGUAGCAUGAGUAUGCUACUCCUUUUGAAAGAUGACCUAUGAAUGUUCAUUUUAAUAAAAAUGUGAUUAGUAAUACCGGAACUAUUCAUUAAAAUGCCACUCAAUUUGAUUAAAAAACAGUUGGUAUGGUAUGUUUUUAGCAAGCAGACUCCUGUCUUACAGCUAAAUAAAACUAGGUUGCCAACAUAGCUGACCGAUUGAGGACCAUUUACACUCACUGAAUUGGGGACACGUGUACAGCUACUUAUUAGUGUGAUUAUCUAAUCAGUCAAUCAUGUGGCAGCAGUGCAAUGCAUAAAAUCGUGCAGGUACGAGUCAGGAGCUUCAUUUAAUGUUCACAUCAACCAUCAGAAUGGGGAAAAAAUCUGAUCUCAGUGAUUUCGACCGUGGCAUGAUUGUUGGUGCCAGACUGCCUGGUUUGUUUAUUUCUUUUAACUGCUGAUUUCCUGGGAUUUUUAGGAAUAACAGUCUCUAGAGUUUACUCAAAAUGGGUGCAAAAAUAUCCAGUGAGUGUCUGUUCUGUGGAUGGAAACUCCUUGUAGAUGAGAGAUAUCAACGGAGAAUGGCCAGACUGGUUCGAGCUGACAGAAAGGCCACGGAAACUCAGAUAACCACUACAAUUGUAGUGAGCAGAAUAGCAUCUCAGAAUGCACAACACAUCGAGCCUUGAGGUAGACAACAGCUGAAGACUAUGUUUUGCGCUUUAUAAAGACUCUAGUGUUCCUAAUAAAGUGAGUGUACAUCCUGUAAGAAAAUGUGUGGCACCAAUCAUGUAUUUUCAAGAAUGCAAACUGUAUGUGCAAUAUUAAUGGUACAGUAGGCCUAAUAGUCACUUUACAUGCAAGAGCAUGUUACACAUAUUUCAUGUUACAAAAUAAUUACACAUUUUAACAUCACUAUAAUUGUAGCCAAUGAACACUAUUACUGUCAUGUAAAUUGUAACUAUACCCUUUCACCUGUAAUUAUGAUACACACCUGGUGGUUGCCAUGGUUGUAGCAUACUGAGUGUACAGUGCAUCCGGAAAGUAUUUACAGCGCUUCACUUUUUCCACAUUUUGUUAUGGUUACAGCCUUAAUCCAAAAUGGAUUAAAUUCAUAAUUUUCCUUAAAAUUCUACAAACAAUACCCCAUAAUGA
This is a messenger RNA of Xyrauchen texanus (razorback sucker), 3062 nucleotides long. Its product is annotated as peroxisomal biogenesis factor 3-like. The record is from RefSeq and is a predicted model, not a curated record. Gene Ontology annotation, molecular function: protein-macromolecule adaptor activity. The transcript is spliced from 12 exons. Bases 123 to 1223 code for a protein of 366 amino acids. Gene Ontology annotation, biological process: protein import into peroxisome membrane. Gene Ontology annotation, cellular component: peroxisomal membrane. Lineage: Eukaryota; Metazoa; Chordata; Actinopteri; Cypriniformes; Catostomidae.